UCGGGAAGCGCGUCCCCGCGCUUCAGCAUAUCAACUCCUUCACGCCUCUGGCUGAACGCGCUUCCGAUGACAUCACGGUCUCACCAUCCCACUUGUGACACCAAUGUGGCAAAGUAAAGCAUACAAACUGAUGGGUCAUUUCCUGCUUGCUCACUCGCGCCCAGGACUCCAAGGCGACCAGGCUUCAGUCUGUGCAGCACAUCGGUGCCUGAGUUUCACCGGUGACGCGGUUAAGGUGGACAGAGUCUUCGCCCUUUUCCGCCUUCGACCGUGAAGUCCUUUGAGGACGAGAUACGUCGGCUGCUUUAGCACAACUGAACACCAGCCGUGAGCGUCACCCUGAAGAUGGACGACAUUAAAGUGAGACGUGAAGCGGGGGAAUAGUCUGCCAAGAUUUCUUCUCACAACAACAAGACCGACGACCCACAAGCCGAGUUCAGUCAAGCUCUGCAUUCAAAAUCUGGCAUGAAGGAACAGAAGCCACAUAAAACACAUUCCUUUAAAUUGAAAGUAAAUGGUGCGGCUGACUACCUGGUUACCUGCAAUAAAGCACAGACUGUCCUGAGCGCACUAGAGACAAACCAGAUAUUUGCAGAGAUGGCUAAAAGGAACCAAAAGAAAGAGCUCGUUAUUAUAAGAGGCAGAAGAGCUAUCAGCACACACUUCCCAUGCCAUCUUAUUGGGGAGGAAGAUCUCCUGAAGUUUGAGUACAUCAAUGCUGCAGUACAUGGACAGGAUCCAGUUAGUAAAGCCAAACGGAAAUGGGGGAAAACACCACCUGAUGAAACAGUAACAGUCAAUGUAACAACAAAAGGAGAUAAAGGUAUAAUACACAAGGUCAUGAAUAACUUGAGUCUAAAAAGCAAAGUUGACAAAGUUUGCGUGUAUGGAUACAAAGGGCAUACGAUUAAAAAUGUUCUGAAAAUUGAUGGCCGUUUUAAAAGUAGCACUUUGAAAAAAGACUGCAUCCUGUCAGACCUAGACACUUCAGAGAACAUCGAAAUGUCCACACUUGUUGAUGUCCUUGAUGGUAGGAAUUUCAGGGUCGUAUUACGUGGGGAAUUUGCCGUUGCAGACAGUCAGUCUAGUCUGGAGGAAGAGACCACACCAUGUGAGCCUCCUGGAUCUCCCUCUGAUGGUAACAAAGAUUCUCCAAAAGCGUCCACCUCAAGUGAGAUGCGAAAUACAGACAGGCCAGAGGAGAAAGCAAAAGCAGAUGCUAGUACCUCUCAGGCUCGGCUGUCUUAUCUCAAAAUACCAGGUUCUGAAAACUUGCUAAAUUUACUGCGUGCACAGUAUAAUGAUUUGGUUGAACACAUGAAAAGUCGAGGGAUCACUGGGUCUUCAGUUAUCCAAACACUCCGUAAAGACUUUGGAAAGAAUGUGGAGACUUGCCUUUACAUGAAAACAGUCAAGAAACUGUCGAAGCGAAGUGACUCUGUUUGUCAGUUGAGAGUAAAUGACCGUCCAAUUGGGAGUGGUUUUCUCCUGUUUGAGAGGUACAUUAUAACAAAUGGCCACGUCAUUGCCAAGUAUUGCGACCAAAGUAGCUUGGAGCUGCGUAAAGAGAUUACCGUCACCUUCUCUUUUGAAAGUCUGGCCGAGAACUACGAGGCAGAGCCAGUGGGAAAGGUUGUUGCCUUUCAAGAAUUUACUGAUGUUUCAGGCUACCGCCGUGAUUGGGCUUUGUUGGAGCUUGACCAUGAACAGAAAGAGCGUUUGGGAUUGUUAAAACACUUUGAUUAUAUUCCUCCAUCAGGGGGUAUCUGUAUCAUUGGGUACCCCGGGGAAGGAGUAAAAAAGAUGGACCCAUGCUAUGUUGUUCCAUGUGAUCCCCGAGCUGAUGUUGUAAAGAACAACUUUUCGGAGCAAUGCAUGACAGUUUUAACUGGCAAAUUCCUUGUAGAGCUUAGCAAGUUAAAGGAUAAUAAGAAGCUUUUGGUUUAUGAAACAUGUUUUUAUGACGGGACAUCGGGCUCACCUGUUUUUGACAAGGACGGCAAUGUCGUUGCAAUGCAUUCAGGAGGUUGGUACUUAAAUAAAAAAAACACCACUAGCUUCAUUGAAUAUGCCUAUCCUUUCUCUCUGAUCAUUGAACAAAUCGUUUUCCAAUUACUGGAAACAAGUAAUUAUGAUGUGCUGAAGAAAUUCCUCUGUUGCUUUCCUCAAAAUUCUCCACAAUCGGAGAGAAUGGGAAAGAAUUUGAGGCACAUGGUGCAGGGCAGGAAUCUCACAAACUUAAAGGAUGUUGAUAAUCCAAUGAUCAGAAAGGAUAAGAUUUUGCAGCAGUUCGUUCAAUUCAUCUGUCAACCAGAGGAAGCUACAUCCACGGAUAUUGAGUAGAUGUGCCCACUGAGAGUCUCAGUUUACCAUGACAGUGAGCUGCAACAGAUAAAGAUAUGUUGCUGAUGAAGAGUUAAACGCUUUAAUUACUGUGUGACUGAUUACAUUCAGUUUUUCAUAUCCAGGCAACUCCCAAAUGACUGUGGACCAAAUUAUGAUGCAGAGAAUUAAAAUGUGCACUCUCUACUCUCUCUCUCUAUAUAUAGACAUAUAUUUCUAUAUAUUUUUAUUCAUAAUGUUUUAGCAUGAACGCUUUUGUAGUGGUGGUAACCUUGACAUGUUUAAAGGUUUUAAUAAUUCACUAUGAAAGUCGACUAUUUUUACACCCUGUAUGAAACUACCCAAACCACUAGUGAUGCAGGGGGCAGGAUUCUUUUUGUUUAGUUUUGUUUUUUUGGCAUUUUCUGUUUUUAUUUUACCAAUGACAGCAGAGAGAGACAGGAAAGGCAGGAAAACAGUUUUACAUACAGGUAUGUGUGGGUUACUUAUAGUAUAUAAUUUUAACUUUGUGUUAUUUAGUUGUGCUCUUGAAUUAGCAACAAGUUGAACGGUGGUUGACAUGGGUUGAUAGCAAAGUUGGAAUGGUGAUAAAAGCUUUCUGUAUAUCGGAGUCUGCCAUCUCUAAGCCAGUUUGUGUACUUUGAGUGUUUUGAUUCAUUUCAUUUUUUUCCAUCUUUUACAUUUUGAAUUGUUAUUGCUUAUUUUCACACUGGGGGAACAGGAAUUUAGCAGUGCAACUGUAUUCAAUGUCCAGCUAGCAAAGGAAUAUGAGCUUCUUUUAGUUUUUGCUUUGUUAUCAGCAGCGAGAGAUGGUAAUCAAGAUUUUGUAUUUUGUAUUUUGAUUACUGUAAUAAACUGUCAAUACCAAACACAUUUUGGCCUGGGCAUUGAACUUCUCUCUUUGCCUGUAUAUCUUCUGCGUUGACAUAACAACCUGCUCCAGUGGUGCAUCGAGUUUUAUUGCCACUAAUAACAGAUAAUGUAAAACUCAUUUAUGAAUCGAGUCGAGCACCCUAAAUCCCUUAGCUCCCUCGUGUAUAUUUGAAGAAUCGCUUUCAAUUGUCUUUUGUUGAUUUUUUUUUUUCAGUUAUUUUUGCCACUAAAGUCCUGCUGGGUGCUUUUUUUGGGGUUUCUGUGGAGUGGUUAAGUCAAACAUCAAUAACACGAAUGGAUGAAAUGAAUAUAAAUAAAUUGAAUAAAUGU
Molecule: messenger RNA, 3546 nt
Organism: Lampris incognitus (smalleye Pacific opah)
Lineage: Eukaryota; Metazoa; Chordata; Actinopteri; Lampriformes; Lampridae
Product: serine protease FAM111A-like
Exons: 5
Coding region: 466-2343 (625 amino acids)
Source: RefSeq, a predicted model, not a curated record